This is a messenger RNA of Ostertagia ostertagi, 345 nucleotides long. Lineage: Eukaryota; Metazoa; Nematoda; Chromadorea; Rhabditida; Trichostrongylidae. The record is from the annotation of a GenBank genome assembly.
AUGCGAUCUUCUCUUCGGUGCCUUGGGGAGAAUAUUCGACGGAGCAUAGUUCAUUCAAAUAAUGGUCAAUCUAUAGGAAAAACAGUCUACCUGACUCAUGUAAAGUGGGUUACUGGAAAGCAUCAACUACAGGAUUACUUUAGUCGAUAUGGACAUGUCCGCAGUGUGAAUAUGUUCUUUGACGCGGAAACGGGUUUGCAUCGCGGUUUUGCCUCUGUUACAUUCGAACAUCCUGAAAGUGCUACGAAGGCAAUGCAACAACGGCCACAUGUUAUAGACGGCGACAGGAUCGAUUUGGAGCCAUACAUUCCAAUGUUGUCGAAGAAGAAGGACGUAAUGUUGUAG